AGUUGUUGACAUGUUGGCGGGCGUGCCGGCCAUAUCUUUCUCGUGUGUGGCCUAAGCUGAAGCGCUGUGGUGGUAACGAUAGAAAGCAUAAACAAAAGCAAACUGCUCUUCAUCAAGUGUGCUUCUGUCCAUCGCAAGUGUUGCGAGAAACGUGAAAAUGGCUUCCAACCAAGACACGCCUUGUGUCACGGUGCACCACGCAGCUUCCCGGGCCUAUAAGCGGCGUUUGGGGGAAAUGGAGAGGGAACUCCGCCUUGCUUGGCAACCGCAACCACGGAUAGUUGCUGACCGAGCGGAUGAUGUUGUGCCACACGAGCACGAAGCCGAUCCGGUGCCCAUGGAAGGGAUUGAUGCGCUACGAUCGGUGUGCCAAAACAGCGGAGAGGAAAACGACUCGGAUGAUAUGUAUGUCGAAGAGGCAACGUCAGAUGCUCCGUACGGGGACCUUUCGUUCGAGGAUGGGUUGAGGAUGUGGGCUUUGCAAAGUGGGCUACCUCAUCGCAGUUUGAACUAGUUGCUGGAUCAUUUGCGACAGCAUAAUCUCCAAGUGCCCCAAGAUGCACGGGCGUUCAUGAGCACACCAGCGCCCACAGCACCGGAAAUAGUGCUAACGUCAAUCGCAGGUGGGCAGCUGUGGUACCAGGGUAUUGAAAAAUGCCUGCUAUCAUAUUUUCGCAAAGUUCAGCCAAUUCAGGAAGGAUUUGAGUUGGACUUUUUUGAGGACGGCCUGCCACUGCGUAAAAGUAGUCGGUGCCAAUUUUGGCCGAUCCUCAUGAAGAUUAAUAACGAGCCGAAUACUCCGGUGAUGACAGUUGCGAUGUUUUGUGGCGAAUCACAACCGGUAUUCGUCGAAGAGUUUUUACGGCCGUUUGUGGAGGAAAUGAACAAGCUGAAUAGGUCAAAAGUGAUCAUAGGAGCUCGCGCUUACUGGGUGCUCCCGCGUUCGAUUAUAGCAGACGUUCCAGCGCGUGCAUUUAUUUCAGGUGUUGAACCGCGCAAUGCCAUUAGUGCCUGUAUGAAGUGCACAAUCGAAGGGGAAAUGGAACAAAACCAAAUAUUUUUCCGAUAUGAUGCAGAGCGCCAGUCACGAAAUCAUGAAGAUUUUUGCGAAGAUAAAUAAGCGACCCAUGUGAUAAAUCCUACGCCCCUUACUACAAUGGGUCGCUGUGUCAUCAUAUGCGAUUUGAUUGCGGCCGAAGAAGUGCAAUUUAUCUAUAAGGGUGUUGAGGUGAAAUUAAUGCAUUUGUGGAUGGAAGGGUUUCCUGGCGUACAGUGCAUGUUAACACCACAGCAACAACGUAAAGUGUCGGCGCACUUGCGACUGUUGAAGCUUCCUUCAGACUUUCAGCAUAAACUGCGCGACCUUCGGUACGUUCCCCUCUGGUAAGCUUCAGAGCAUAGAAUGUUUCUGUUGGUGGCCGGUUUCGUGGUUCUAAAGGGCCGACUUAACGAGGCAGCGUACCAACAUUUUAUGUUGUUGUUCUUGACUGUUACUUUCCUGUCCACCUCGUACCAUCGCGACAAAUUGGCAAUGGCUGAUGAUUUAUUGCAUAGGUUUGUGGAAGCUUAUGGAAACGUGUACAGCCUAGUACUAUUAGACAGCAACGUGCAUAAUUUGCUGCACAUUCAUGACGAUGUUUGCAGAUUCGAUGCGUUACAUACUUUAUCGGCUUCUGUUUUUCAAGCAUUCCUGCUCGACCUGAAAAAGUUGAUGCGUUCCGGGAGGUGUAACCUAGUGCAAGCGGUUCAUCGUGUGCUGGAACUGCAACAGGUGCAUUUUGCCAAGCCCGAAAGUAGCCCGGCAGAUGAGCAAUCAGUGCGCACGGUUGGUGCUGACACCAUAGCGACCGUACGGCGGGGCUUCAUUCUACGAAAAAAUGUUCGCGAGCAAUGGUGUAUGACCGACUUGGGCGAAGUGAUCAGGUACGAAUCGGCCACAAAAGCAGAAGGAACCGUCAUCGUGCAAGGGUACACUUUCUCCAAGCAAAUGAUUGCCUUUACAGAACCUUACCUCUCGACUGAGGCAAAUAUUUAUUCGGCUAACAUGGCCGAUUUGGAUACAGUCGCGCUGAAAUCUUUCUCCAGCAGUACUUUAAUGUGCAAAUUGGCUGCAGUGGAAAUGGAAAAUGAAGGGGAAUUCAUGUUUGUGCCGUUGCUGCAAACUUAUAUUGUUCACAAAUAAUAAGUAAGUACAACAUGUGCUUCUCCACAAUGCGCAAAGUUGUUUUGUUUCGGUUCAGGAAGGUAAAUAUUGAGUAGUAGCUAUGUUCGGUAUUUGGAGGGGAAUUUAUCAAAGUUUUGAUGAUGAUGCAGCUUUCCGCAACAGCUAAAAAACGCUUGAGAAGUCUAUAUCAGUUCUAUAUUGUUUUUUUUUUUGUGCAGACCUCCUGCAACUCGAAACAAAAAUUGACAAAACUAAUACAAGGUCCUUCACUUCCUUCAGCCGCUUUUCAACGCAUGAACUCACAAACCCACGCAGUCCUCAAUGUACCGCUUGUCGCUCAAUUUAUGUUCGAUGUCGUUGGGCUUCUCAUCCGACCGUAUGGGCUGCAUCAUUAAACCAAGUAAGAACUUUACUUUCCCGCCUCCGUAACUAAGGCAGUAUUCCUGAUCAUGGAAACCUCUUUCUGUACUGGUUCCGCUUCCGGUUCCGGUUCGCAAAACGAUUCCAAUAAAGCUGAUCGCGAUGGGAACGAUGGCUGGAUCCAGAGAUAAAGAAAAGAACGAUGGCUGGAUCGUAAGAUAAAUCUCUGGAAGUAAUAUGACCUCUGGUUGAUUUUCCUUUGGGUACGAGCUACACUGAAUAUCAGUAAUACAUCUAUAUUAAGUAUUUUUAAACGUUCAUUUAUUUCUGACACAUCAA
This is a messenger RNA of Anopheles gambiae (African malaria mosquito), 2863 nucleotides long. RefSeq lists its product as uncharacterized. The record is from RefSeq and is a predicted model, not a curated record. The transcript has 4 exons. The coding region runs from base 572 to 1120 and encodes 182 amino acids. Lineage: Eukaryota; Metazoa; Arthropoda; Insecta; Diptera; Culicidae.